GCUCUAGAGCCCUAGGCGAAUGGCCAUUUGCCUUUGCCUCUGCCUUUGAUCACAUCUACCUUGGGAUCCAUGGGAGGGUUUGAAGGUCAUCUGUUUCCUGGCCUGUCCUUAUUUCUCUAUGGUCUUUAUCAUGCGGCAUUUCUCUCCAGGGCUGUGAUAUGCAACUCUCCUGUCCAAUAUCCACCAUCCCGUCCUUGGAGCAAAGGGAGAUGGACAAGGUUACGGCAAAUGUAUUACAUCGGCUUUCUGAAGAUACUGAGUUCUUGCAUUUUAGUAGCCCAAGAGUUGAAUAGCAUUAAUUGGCAGUUGGUACUCAUCACCAAGAGGCAUCACCUGAGAAACUUCAUGUACCGCAAACAGUGGCAGCAUCUUACUCUCUACAUGUCCUUCUUCCUGAGUGGGUGUGCAGAUGUGAUCAGCCAGAACCUGCUGCCCAAGAGGUGUGUAGUUCUGGAGCAAUGCGCCCAAGCGUUGAGCAUGUAUCUGUUUUUGCCCCUGAUGGUGUCUCAUAUGCAGGACACAGAAGGAGUGGAGCUGCAGCUUCACAUGCUGCUCAUCCAGGCCAUGUUCCUGCUGGCCCUAGUGGAGACUAUAGAGCUGUGGGCUCCCAAUGUGCUGCUGAUCUGGAUGCUGAAGGCCUUUCUGUAUGUUGUCACCGGCUCCUGGCUGAUGCAGAUAGGCUUCAUGCUGUACAAACCAAUCUCUGGCUAUAAAUGGUUGGACGAGGACAAGAACGACGUAGCGUUCGCCACCACUUUCUUCUGCUGGCACGUGGUCUCCGGAGCCUUCUUGAUGAUCUCGGCCUACGGUGUCUCCAUUUUGUGGUAUCGUUAUCUUGGUGCUGAUGCGUGAACCUGGACGUGCUCAAGUGGUUUCCUAUUGCCUGCAUGAUCCAAGGACCUCUGGAUGCCAUGUCAGGAGAGGGGAGCUUGACAAGAGGAUCAGAUGUCCUUCAGAGGUGCCCCAGCUUGAGAUGGCAGACUGUGAUGGGAUGGGUUUACCUUCUCUCCCCUCUGCCUUCUUUUCAUCUAAUUUGCUGAAGGCUACAGAAGAAAAAUAAAUGAAUGAGAUCACACAGCUAUGACCUUCCCUCUCUUAGCCCCUGACAAGCCUCUCCAAUCCCCACCUCCAGUCGCAGCACCUGCUUGGCCUGUACCGCUUUGCACCCUUUGGGACUUUCUUUUAUUUUAUUGUAUAGAAUAUUAUCCUGAGAUCACAUUUAGCACAUCGUAAUUCAGCCAUCAUAAUAACCAUCUCCCCAUCCUUUCUUGUCCUUGACUUCUAUGAUGCUUAUUCUGAAUCCAGGCUGUUUUGUUGUUGGUGGUGGUGGGUUGGUUUUUUUGUUUUGUUUUGUUUGUUUUGUUUUGUUUUGUUUUUCUGUGUGAAGUUCAGGACUGUUCCUGGUUUGUUCCUCUGACCACUUUGUGAUUUGUCUGACUGAACAUCAGACCCUGGUGAACUGCACCUUCCUCUACAAGGUCUGGUAGAACGCAGUGAGCCCCUGCACACGGAUCAAGGCCUCAGGGUCAUGUUCUCCUCCUCAGUCUCUCAGCCCAUUGUCUGGACUCAUCUCAGUAAAGUUUCCAAAUAGUAGACUUGCCCAGCCCCAGACCUCUCAGGUUUCCAUGGAUAAUAAAAUCCAAUGGCUUGCUUA
Molecule: messenger RNA, 1654 nt
Organism: Mus musculus (house mouse)
Lineage: Eukaryota; Metazoa; Chordata; Mammalia; Rodentia; Muridae
Gene: Teddm2
Product: transmembrane epididymal family member 2
Exons: 1
Coding region: 70-852 (260 amino acids)
Cellular component (GO): membrane
Source: RefSeq, marked validated